AUGGCUUUGUUGGUUGGCAAAGAUAUGGCAACAGGGAGUUUUGCCAGAACAUUUGCUGACAUAGAUUUGGAUGAUGAUAACCAAGAUUCAGUGCAUAUAGACUGGGACAAUGAAGAGACUAAAGAGCUUCUCAUGGAAGAAAAUCAAAGGCAACUUGUCUCCGAUGCUAUUGACUACAAGGGAAACCCUGCCGACAGAACCGCCUCUGGUGGUUGGGUGACAGCAACUCUUAUUCUGGUUGAGUUAUCUGAGAGACUUUCAACAAUGGCAAUUGUGUUGAACCUGGUAACAUAUUUAGUUGGCACAAUGCAUCUGUCUAGUUCUACUUCUUCAAAUAUCAGUACAAACCUUGGGGGCACAUCAUAUAUGCUAUGCUUGCUUGGAGGGAUUCUUGCAGAUACUUUCUUAACUCGAUAUCGAACCAUAGCCAUUUUUGCUGUGGUUAAUGCAAUGCGCUUACAACCUCGGCUAUAUGAUGAACUAGGGUACUUGCUUGUUAGCAGUCUCAACAGGGCUGCCGAAGCUGCGUCCACCGCCUUGUAA
Molecule: messenger RNA, 543 nt
Organism: Gossypium arboreum
Lineage: Eukaryota; Viridiplantae; Streptophyta; Magnoliopsida; Malvales; Malvaceae
Product: protein NRT1/ PTR FAMILY 6.2-like
Exons: 4
Coding region: 1-543 (180 amino acids)
Source: RefSeq, a predicted model, not a curated record